Molecule: messenger RNA, 943 nt
Organism: Botrytis deweyae
Lineage: Eukaryota; Fungi; Ascomycota; Leotiomycetes; Helotiales; Sclerotiniaceae
Exons: 2
Coding region: 485-793 (102 amino acids)
Molecular function (GO): oxidoreductase activity
Source: RefSeq, a predicted model, not a curated record
GAGGCGCGAUUAAAGUACUCGUUCGCCCAGUAAAUAGAACAUUAGGAGAGAACUCUACACGUGUUUUUCAGGAAAAAGUAAACACUUCUGAUCUACAAUCUGAUAGAGCUUGUGAGCAAGCGAGUAUUUAACAUGUUACUCAGGAGGUAGUGUGUGAGUCCGUAGGUAUUCAUCGUGUGGAAGUUAAAAGACACAAUCGAUUUUGCUGAUUUAUUAACACCGAUUUAGCGUAUAUAGUUUCGGAGUUGUACACUUUCUGGCUGUACGGAAGCUUGUGCUAUCGUCGUGCACGGAAGAAGGUGCGGGGUUGAUUAUAAACUAGUCGUGUUGACAGCAACCCCUCUUCUUUUUUUCUUUCCUUCCUUAAUCUCAACUCUUCCUACGACAACAACAACAAAUUGACAAUUCGUGGAUUAAACUCUGUUCUCAUAACUCCAAUACCCCUUCAAUUUAUAUAUUAAAACAAUCGAAUAAACCGGCCAAAAUGUCCGUAAUCGUCACCGUCAUAUACCCCAAGACCGAAACCUCGACUUUCGAUUUAGACUACUACAUGAAGAAACAUAUGCCACUUGUUCAAGAGAAAUGGGGCUCUCACGGAUUGAAGAAUUGGACUGUUACCAAGUUGGAUGAGAGCGCAGGAUACUCUAUGCAAGUAAUUUUUUGGUUCGAGAGCAAGGAGGCAUGGGCUGCCGGUGUAGCCGCCGAAGGCCCAACUGUUAUGGGAGAUGUUCCAAACUUUAGCUCAGAGAAGCCUUUACUUGUUGUUGGAGAAGAGGUUAAGAGAGUUGUUUAAGGCUAUGGUCGCUAAAUUAUGGCUGUGAUUGUUUUGACGCGCGUCGUGGUGGAAUGAUCUGGGUGUCGUACGAAGUUUAGUGGAAAAGACAAUACGAUUUUGAAAUAUUGUGCAUAUUCUUAAAUCUGCAUUGGGAAACCCAAAUUGCGA